This is a messenger RNA of Symbiodinium sp. CCMP2592, 3309 nucleotides long. The record is from the annotation of a GenBank genome assembly. NCBI's taxonomy places the organism in Eukaryota, Dinophyceae, Suessiales, Symbiodiniaceae.
AUGGACCUGUGCUGUGUGUGCAAUGAACCCCGUCCCUCCGAGGGCUUGGCCAGCGCGAAUGCAGAGACAGCUGCCAGCCCCUCCAGGAAGUGCACCGGCUCGAAAUCCGAACCCGAAGUGCAGCGAUCUCGUUUGCCGUCCUGGCUGUGCUGCCGAAGGCGAGCACGCCAGUUGACCGAAAGCGAACCGAGCAGUGCAGAGGUGGCCUGGCAAAGGGGCUAUGGGCGGUACAAGUACUGUGGCCUGCGGGAAGACACUUUCGGGAAGCCUCCCGAAUGGCAGGCUCAAAAGACACUCCGUGCUCUUCCCCUGCCAGAAGUCGAUUCUGAAGAGCGGGCAGGAGUUCAGGCUCUGUCCCGGCGCGUGUCGGACCUUGGUUCCACGGCGCUUCGGUCAGACUUCUGCACACUCCUCCGUUUUUUGCGGGAAGGCGGCAGUGUGGAAAAGGCAGAAGACUGCUUUAGGAAAGCGGUGCAGUGGCAACUGGAGAACGACGUGGCAAGAGCACUGACCCACUGGAAUCUGGAGCUCUGCGAGCGCUGCCUUGCGCCCUGGUGGCCGACUGGUGGAUUCUUAGGAAUUGGCUUCGACGGGGAGCCUGUGGCUCUGGAGCGUAUUGGACGCGCUGACUGGACGUCUCUCCACGACAAUGUCCCGCAUGACCUUCUGCAGAAGAUAGACAUUGUGCACUGCGUGCGUACUCUGGCUGGCGUCGAGGAGGACAGUAUUCGCAGAAACGUACCCUUCGUCGAUGCUACGCUGGUGGAAGACCUGCAAGGAAUCAGUUGGCGCAACUUCAGCCCGCGCACGCUGAAAGCUUUGGGGAUGAUCCUGAAAUCGAGGAUGCACUUGGUGCCCCGAUCGGGGCGCCGAGUGCUCAUUAUCAAUGCGCCGGCCGCUUUUUCGGCUGUGUGGAACACGCUGAAGCAUCUCCUAGUCAGCCCACACACAGCCACGAUUGUCCAGAUCGUCAGUGUUGAGGAUUCACUCAAGGUGCUCCGACAGCAUAUGGACGAUUCCAUAAUCCCAGCAUACCUCGGUGGCUCCAGGACUGUCAACGGUGAUCCAGAGUGUCGGCCGCUUUUAGCGCCAGGGGGAACGCCGCCGCAGGCUGUGUUCGAUCACAUGCGACGCCUGAGAACGGGCUGUCUCUGUAUCGCUGGUUUGAUUGCCACCACGGACCAUGCUUACAUUUCCAUGGAAACACAGGGAAAACAGCAUGCCGGAUACGUGACUGCACAAGUGGCAAGCGGCGAUGUGGCCCUGCUAGCAAAGAAGGAGCGCCAGUGCCAGAUACUUCGGGAAGAGGCCAGCGCUGUGCCACUGCUUUUCGUGCCUUUGUGGGAUCGCCUUCCCUCGGACCAGCUUCUUCGCUGGAAACCACUGCCAGGACUCCCCGCACCACAUGUGACGGCCACCUUGUUCCAUUUCCAUUUUUUUCGAGCGGAAUGGGCAGCCUCUGCGGCCAACGUAAGAGGCUUUUCCUGGCAGCACUUCUGCAGCCCAGAUUACUCGGCAGGUUCUGGCGAAGCAGCUGCGGUAGUGGCUGCCCUCAUUGAGGGCAUUCCUGGUCUUGUUCCAGAUCCCCUGGAGCCCAAUGAGGAGAUUUGCUUCUGGGUCACAGCGGCGGGCUGGCUCGGGGUGCUGGGAGUUCUAACUAUCCUCGGAGCGGACCUUCUGAUCUUCCUGGCAGGAUGUCUCCAAUCGAUCCUGCUCCUCCUGCUUGGGGGCUUCCUGGCUCUGUGUAGCGCUUCGUCGUUGCUGCUGGCGCUCGGGGCACUACUGGUCAUGGAGCCCCGAGGUCUGGGCACUGCCCCCGGUCUCUAUUUUCUGUCUGGCUCGGUCUCAGCCGCAUUCCUGGGAACGACGAUGGUGCUGUACCAAGCCUCGAAAGCAACGCCAACCAGACUGCAGGACGAGAGGCCCAACUGGAAGGACGAGAUGGAGGGGCUUACCGAGGAAGAGGAGCGAGCUCGGAUACAGCAAGCGUUGGUGGAGUGCGUUGACAACUUGCACGAUAUCCCGCGACUGGACAGGUACAGAGUGAGCAUGCAUAUCCUGGAAGAGUGCGACAUGGAGGACCUCAGCUAUGAGGAAUGGAUCAUUGAAGAGCGGCUUCGAAUGAAGACGGGCAAAGCACGACGAGCCAUGUUGACAGAGGACGAGCUGAAACGAGCCACGAUUGAGCUUCGCAUCCGACGAAGUCCGCAAGAAGCGCUCAAGAAGGUGCUUCAAAUGAUGGCCGAAGAGGCCCGAAAGGGGCGCGGAGCGAGCAGAGUUCCCGUGCCUAUGCUGCAAGAGGCAUUUCAAGAAAUCGACGUCACCUUGCGAAAUCGCAUUACAACGCGGGAGUUGCUUGCAGCGUUGAAGGUGUGCGGCAUCUUCAUGGAAGGGUCUGCAGCCGAAAAGCUCCUUUGGUGGUUCCAUCGAGAACAGGACUCGGCGGAUGACGGAUAUCUGGACAUCACGCAAUUCAUUUUCCUCUUCAACCAGGUUGCAGAUAUGAUGGCCAAGGAGACGAUAAUGAAGAAAGCUUCAAGGGGGUACACUAUCACAUGCCGCGUGUCGUUCAUUGCCAAUCUUGUCUUCUUGUGCUUCGUCCUCUUCUCAGUCGCGCAAGAGUCGGCUGAUCCGUCGUGGGACAUGAUCCUGAACGUGUUCGGGAGUGCUUUUGUGCUCCAGUUCUGGCUUGUCAUUGGCUUCCCGAUGCUGUGUUCAGUCAUCGGUACAAAGGCAGCCGUUUGGAAGACGCACUUCGUGCGGCAGCUUCUGAAGUUUAUUCGAUGUAUCUGUCGACCUGUCCUUCGUCUGAUGGGCUGCAUCUGGACGACACUGAGUCGGAUUCGAUCCUGCUGCUGCACCAUCUGCUGCAUAUGUUGUCCUUCGGGGGAGUACGAGGACUACGACGACGACGAAGAAGUCGAUGAGGAAGCUGGCCAUGGCCACGGCGGCCAGGUUCCCGCGCAGAAGGGCAUGGAAGACUUCGAUUUGUACCCAAUGGAUGCUGUCUCGGACUUCGGAACUGACUCGGUCAGCUCGAGGCCCUUCACUGCCGAGGCUCCACCAAAUCAUGCUCAGGUCACAUCACCGGCGGAAGCUGCACAACAGACCAUUCCACGAUCUCGAACGCCAACGCCAACUCGCUCAUCGUCGCGUACACCACCCAGAACACCUCCCAGGACGCCUCCUAAGACGCCUCCACGGUCUGCGCAAACGCUGCGAGCACGGUUGAUGUUCAAAAGCGAGGACGAGGUCCUUCAUUUCCAAGUGUCCUCUCAGGAGCUGGUGGAGCUGAAGCCUUCCCCCUGA